Molecule: messenger RNA, 2775 nt
Organism: Papaver somniferum (opium poppy)
Lineage: Eukaryota; Viridiplantae; Streptophyta; Magnoliopsida; Ranunculales; Papaveraceae
Exons: 6
Coding region: 388-2193 (601 amino acids)
Molecular function (GO): protein binding
Source: RefSeq, a predicted model, not a curated record
UUGCUUCCACAACCCAAUCACUUUAAAUACCAAAAUUAGCUCCACCAGAGAUGAAAUUAAUCCUGCCUCCUCCUUCUUCUUCUUUAGAUUUAGGGUUGUCUCUGAGUAAUUUUGGUGGAAAUUUUCUUUCUUUCUUCAGCUGGUUUCAAUUCUCCCAGCUGACAAUAUUGGUCUCCAACUCCCAGCAGAAUACAGGAAUUUUGGUGGAAAUUUUCUUUCAUUCUUCAGCUGGUUUCAAUUCUCCCAGCUGACAAUAUUGGUCUCCAACUCCCAGCAGGGCCUCUCAGAAAAGAAUACAGGAAUUUUGGUGGAAAUUUGAGCUGGUUUCCAGGAAGCAACUAGCAGCUAGCUCCAUCAAUAAUUAUUUAUUUUAAGUUAUUGGCGGUGAUGAACAUCACACAGCCCCCGCAAAUUGGUUGUGGUGGUGAGCAUAUAAGCACCACAACUACUAUGACAGCGAUUGAGAUGAAGCAGAAAAGAGCAUAUAAAAGAAAAGAUUGUGGUGAUACAAAUACUUCCACAGUCACGAAGAAGAAGAAACGAGCAUAUACUAGAAAAGAUUGCAUUGGUACAAAUACUCCGACCGUGAUGGAGAAGAAGAAAAGACCAUAUAGAAGAAAGAAGUACCUUCCUCAUGAUUUAGUCAUGGAAGAAAUAUUAACCAAGCUUCCAGUCCCGACACUCGUAACGUCUGUUCUGGUAUCCAAACGCUGGUAUAACUCCAUUCACAAUGAUCACAAACGCUUAACUUAUUCUCAUUUCCUUCAAUCGCAGAAACAGCCCAAUGUUAUCCUUAGUCUUUUAAAUGUUAGGGAUUGUGAUGUGGUUGUUAAAAAGACAGGUAAGCCUAGGUAUGGAUCUUACUUUUUCAAAUUUACUGCUGGAAUGUACGACCGUGAAAAUGAAAAUGCUCUACAGUUUGACAAGUUUCGAGGUGGUAAUGUUGGUCGUGGUAUAUGUGAAAUGGUCGGUUACUGUCGUGGUCUACCUUGUAUAGCUGCAGCAGAUGAAUACUCGACUGAUUACAUAAUUGUGGACCCAAACAGGAAAGACUUUCUCCAUAUCUUUUCAGACUUCUUCGGUGCCGGUGCCUGCAUCAUCUGUCACGGAUUUGGUUUCGAUCACUCAGCUAACGUGUACAAGUUAGUAAGCAUUUUUCGUACUAUUGAAAAGGAGCUUAACAUUAUGGUAUUUACAUUGGGAACUAAAUCAUGGAGAAAUGUCACUGCUACAACCAAGCCCAUAUCAGGUCGUCCUAUCACAAAGAUAAGAGCGCCCACGGGUAGCGACAGAUCAGCCAUCUUGUGCAACACUAGUAGCAGCAGCGGCAGUGGAUGUUUGGUUUGGAAGAUAAUAACAACUCUGGGGGGAGCAGGAUCUGAUGAUAUCCAGCAUGAUAACAGUAAUGCUGUUAAUGAUAGUGAGAUGGAGAUGCUAUUGUCGUUCAAUCUCCAUGAUGAGAAGUUUCAGUUCAUUCAACUACCAGCUAAAAGUACAACUGACGAGCAGCAGAAGCACUUGCAUGUUGAUUAUCCUCAUCUUCUGGAGUUCAAGGGAUCUCCUUGUAUUGCUCGUGUCGAAAAAAUAUCAGGGAAUGGAAGUGAUUAUCCUCAUCGUUGCUGUGAUGAUCAUCAGGGUAGUAGUAGUAGUUGCUGCUGUUGUUGUAAAGUUCAUUUGUACAUUUUGAAGGAUAAAGUCAAGCAAGUUUGGGUUAAGGAAGAGAGUUUUGAUGUUCGUGUGACUUCUUCUCCCGAAUGGUCAAGGAAGCAGGCAUCAGAUCCCUGCUGUUUUUGUUUCGGCAGUACUACUACUGCGCCUCCUACUCGCAUCUUCAGUUUCUCAGAUCAGAUAUUACUUUACUGGUUCAAAGGGAUAUCUCUUCAAAUUUACAACUUACGUUCUGAAAAACUUCAGCAUGUUGUUCCUUAUAAUUAUACAGAGUAUGUUCUCUUUGGAAAUAAGAUGAAAGAACCACGGCACAUCUUUAUUUCGGGUGAUGAUGAUAUUUAUUGCUCCAAUAAGGAUUAUCAGCUGCACCGUCAUGAGGAGAACUUCCUUUCUCUGCAAACCUUCAUACCAGAAGGAGUGGAAGGGGUUGAUGCUGAUGAUUUCUAUAAGUUAGAUUUGGAGAAAUCGUCGGGAUACAUAUUUAUCUACAGAGGCUCCAAAGUGUGUUAUCCUCUUUUUAGUUAGUACACAUAUGUACCAACUUUAUUAUCAUGGUAACUGUCUUCAGUUUACUAGAUAAUUAAGUUUUCUCGGAUCAGAUGUGUUACGUAACUGGUUCAACUGGGAUUUAUCAAGUUAAGAACUUGCGAUCUGAAAAACUUCUGCGAUCUGAAAAAUUUCAGCUUGUGCUGCCUUUUAAUCUUAAAGGGGUUGUUGUCUUUCGAGCUAAGGACACAUUUUUAAUUCUGGUGAUAAUGAUACUCAUUGCUCCAAUAUGAGAACUUCCUUUCUCUGCAAACCUUCAUUCCAGUAGGAGCGGCUGGAGUCUAAAGUUUUCAAUGAAUUAGAUUUGAAGUGUGAUGACCGUCCAUGUUCGGCAUAUAUGUUUAUCUACAGAGUUUCACAAGUUAUGUACUAACUUAUUAUCUUGGUAACUGUCAUCAGUUUGGUAAAGUUUUAGAGUUGCUGGCAUGCUUUAUUAGGAGAACGUAGAAUUUAGACCUUUGAUUAUAUUUAUGAGCAUAUCAUAAACUGCAAUGAACUUCGAUGUUAUGGAUUUAUGUUGAUGAACUUAAAAGGGUACAAAGUUCAUUUGGGUUUUCUUUU